UGCGUGACGACUUCCUGUUUUAUAACGGCGAAGAAACGGUGAGUCUGUCUAAAUUUACACAGGAACAUCUGAACAGUUGAAUGCAGUCGUUGGACAUCACUUCUGCUGAACUCCUCAGUCCUUUAUUCAGGUUUAUUUCUCCAGUGCAGCCAUUUGUCAUACAUCAUGAUGAGCAAAAUGUUCCUGAGUGUCCUCUUUUUUACAAUUCCGUUACAAAAGUACAUUUAUAGAAGAUCUUAAGUUAAGAAAAAGAAAAGCGAGCCUGGUGCGGAGAUCUUCUCUAAGUUGUUCUCUGGUUGUCCAGCAACUUACGGUCAUGUGUUGUGAGGACAGCUAGAAGCCGUGGCAGCCGUGAUUGUUUACAAUGCAAACACAGUAUGUAUUGGCCAAUUUAACAGUAAUUGUGGCCCCUGGUUUUGCAGGCUCUGUGGGCGCUUGUGGUCACGAUGUGGGCCUGUUCAUUACUACACCGACACCGAUGGAGGCUCUGAAUGGAUCCUGUUUACAUAUUCCCUGCAACUUCACAGCUAAAAGUGACGGCAGCGUUUCCAGUGGAAAACCUGUCGGAGUUUGGAUGAAAAGUGACCCAAGUUUCUCAACAUUUCCACAGAAUGUAAUUUUCAACAGCAGUAACACGACAAACGUCUAUCCCAUGACCAUAACUGGCAAUCUGAAGGAGAAAAACUGCACCACUUUGUUUUCAGGCGUAGACCAAAGUCAUGCAGACACAUAUUACUUCAGAAUUGAACACGGCCGAUUUAAGGCUUCGGCUAUUUGUCAUGCUCUUGAAAUAAAAAUAAAAGAUUCUCCUUGGAGUCCCAGCAUUAAUCUUCCCUCUGACCUGAAGGAGCAUCAGUCUGUCACUGUAACCUGCUCAGCUUUCACUCCGUGUCCACAAUCACCUCCUGAACUCACCUGGAAUCUCCAACAAGACUCUCUCAGACAAACAGAGAAAAACACAAAUGGAACCUUUACAACUAAAAUCCAGAAGAACAUCACUCUGUCAGACACACAUGAUGGAUACAACAUCAGAUGUUCUGCCAGAUAUCCUGUGAAUGGAGGAAACAAGACAGCAGAGACAAAAGUGACUCUCAGUGUUUCAUAUGCUCCUAGAAACACCUCAGCAUCCAUCAGUCCAUCAGCUUUGGUGUCAGCAGGUAGCAGGGUGGAGCUGAGCUGCUCCAGCAGAGCCAAACCUCCACCCAACUUCACCUGGUUCAGGAACAGCAAAGAUGGAGCCACUAAUGUAUCUGUAGGACAGGUUUACAGCUUCAAUGUUACUGAUGGAGGAGAAUAUUACUGUUUGGCCACAAAUCAUCUGGGGAAUGAGAAAUCAUCUGGGAUCUUUCUGAGUUUUGAAGUUUCGUCACAGCAAUUUGAACACUGGCUGGAAAUUUGCACUGGAGUCAUUACGAUCAUCGGUGUUGGUGUCUGUAUUUGCGCUAUCGUUUGCUGGAGGAGAAAAAAGAUGACAGAUGCAGCCGUACCACGGCUACAGUUCGAAAAUAGUAACGAGUCUGCAAGAAGCACAGAGGAGGAAGAAAAAGAACAAACCCUCCAUUAUGGAGAGAUUCAGUUUCUAAAGCGAAGCCCUGAACCAUCCAACUGCAGAGUGGAGUUUAACACAGUCUACUCUCAGGUUAAAGUUCGUGAGCCAGCAAGUCGUUUGAGGCAAAUGGCUGAUGACCCAGAAUGCCUCUAUGCUCAAGUAAGCCGUUAGUGAUUUUAGAUUUUUAUUUUUUUUUUAUUUUACAGGUUUCUAUGUAGUUAAUCUUUUUUAAAAAUACCUCAUGUACAAAAAUUACACCUGAAUGCGUGAAUGCAAUGCUUACACUUCCUCAACAGGAAACUCAAACUCGCACGCUUCAGCUAUUUUUUUUUUUCUUCAGAAGAAUAUACACAGAUGUAUGCAAAUAGUCACAGAGCUCUAGAGAAAAGGGGAACCUGGUCAACCUCACACACCUGCAGCAUAUGAGCACUGAGAGCAAUGAGUUUCCUACUUGAAUAUUAUAUUCUUAACUUACAGUACGUCGUGCCUGUGCCUGAAUACCAUCUCAAUUAUGUUUCAUACGCUGACUUGUGAUAUUAGACAGAAAAGCUGCAUCUUAUCAAUUUGUAUUCUUUUCUUUUCAGCUCAGUUAUAAUCCAACUCAUUGCAAUGUACAUGUUUCUUUAAGGUUACGUAGGUUCAUGCUCUUGGUUCUGCUCUCCACUUUGGGAAUCACCCCAUUGAUGUGUAUCUAAUCUUUCCCUAUUCCGACAAAAACAUUCCUGGGUGCAUUUAUGUUGUUUUCUUUUGAGUUGUGUUACUACGGUUUCUGUUAGUCAACAGGGAGUUUUGAGCUUCUUUUUUUUUUUUCUCCCGCUCACAUGCAUCACCAUCUACGUAUUUGCAGAAAGAUGUCAAUUAAACAAUAAAUGAAGUCACAGUAAGUUAUUGUGACUUAUGUACGAGUCACAAUAACAUUUAUUUUCCCAUAGGUAUCAAUAAGGGCAUUGAAAAUACGUAGAAAUAGAGAAUAAAUGCGUUGAAUCUGUGGCCUCUCGGAGCUGUGAGGGUUAUGUCACUCAUGUUUUUGAACGUCUUCAUGAAUUAUGACACAGAAAAUAACAUUUCUGCAUAUUUUCAGUCUCUUAUUAUAUUAAUAUCUUCUAAUCCCAUUCAGACAGUUUGCAGCUGUCUGAAUGUUUGGUGUGCAGAUUUCUAAUGUGCAAACCGAACACACAGCAUUUGUAUUAUCCUCCAGCUGGAGAACUUGUGAGGGCACAGUUACAAGUGAAAGGUUGGACAGAACAGAGACACGAAAACGUAGAUAUUAACUAACUAUAGCUAUAAUUUCUGCAUGAAAAGCUGUAGUCGAUUCAUGAAGUGAUCAAAAUAGCUCCGAAUGUAAAAAUACUCAUAUGUGUAAUAUUGCUAAACCAUAAGCUGUUCCCAGGUUAAGAACUAAAUUUGGGUUAUAUGGUUUGUUAUAAUUAAUACAUUUUGACCAAUGAUAUUGAAUUUUCUUUAAAUGACACAUUUGAAUCCAAUGUGUUAAAAUGUAUUAUGUUUGACAUGAUCACUGUUUCUGGGAUUUAUUGUACAGAAAUAAACCUCAAUGUAAAUAUUAUAACUUUCAAAAACUGCAGAAACGCCUUCUUCA
Messenger RNA from Xiphophorus couchianus (Monterrey platyfish), 3146 nucleotides. RefSeq names its product B-cell receptor CD22-like. Bases 365 to 1720 code for a protein of 451 amino acids. The record is from RefSeq and is a predicted model, not a curated record. NCBI's taxonomy places the organism in Eukaryota, Metazoa, Chordata, Actinopteri, Cyprinodontiformes, Poeciliidae. The transcript has 8 exons.